This is a messenger RNA of Exophiala oligosperma, 2585 nucleotides long. RefSeq lists its product as uncharacterized. The record is from RefSeq and is a predicted model, not a curated record. Lineage: Eukaryota; Fungi; Ascomycota; Eurotiomycetes; Chaetothyriales; Herpotrichiellaceae. The transcript has 2 exons. The coding region runs from base 254 to 1099 and encodes 281 amino acids.
CAAAUGCCAAUUUUUUUCUCGUGGCGAUGGAGUCGCCGAUAAAAAGAGGCUGAUGUUAGUCCAUCGGACAUGGCCUUGCGCCAUUGCACAUGGAAGAAAAGAAAAACUGAGGUACACCCAAAAAUUAACAUAUUAGAACUUAUCAAUAAUGGACACCGCCAGGUGAGAGGAUCUUUCCUUCUCCUUAUCUUUGUGAAAAUCUCGUCACCUUCAGAUCACAACACCUUCAUAUCCCGAAAGUGAUCAAAGAAACAUGGACACUCCUCUGUCGGGGGAUGUUCCCCAGACCAUGGAGCCCUCGAAGGAGUUACCACUCGACAGUCUACCUUGGACGACGAGGUUGCGAUUGCGGUUCGCGCAGGAUAUCGACCCGGCGUGGGCGGACACGAUCCUGCUGGCAUGUUUCUUCACGACGGGAAUGGUUGACUCUAUAGCCUUCAACACCUGGGACUGUUUCGUUGGGAUGCAAACUGGUAACACUAUCUUUGCCGGUCUCGGAGUCAGCGAUUUACCCAGCACGAUCCCAAAGUACACUUGGACGAAAUCCUUGGCCGCCAUCCUGUCAUUUUGUCUCGGCGCAUUGUUCUUCUCCAGAUUCCAUCGACACCUCGGACCGCUCAGACGAUGGGUCAUCACCUCAUCCUUCCUCAUUCAGACCAUGUUCAUGAUCAUCACGGCGUCGUUGAUAUCUGGGGACGUAGUUGCAAAGACAGAACUCGCCGAGACCGUGGACGGACGAGGCAGGUUCCCUUGGUACGAACUCUGUCCGAUCGCCCUGCUGGCAUUCCAGAGUGCAGGGCAAAUCGUCGCAAGCCGGAUGCUCAAGUACAAUGCCUUGCCGACAGUGGUCUUGACGAGCCUGUUUUGUGAUCUGAUGAGCGACCCGGACCUGUUCACGGCGGGACUACUCCAGGAUCCGGAUCGAAACAGGCGGGCAUUGGGAGCGGUCUUUUUGUUCUGCGGGGCGACGGUGUCUGGAGCUUUGAUCAAGACGUCGAUAGGUUACUCUGGGGCACUGUGGAUUGCCACGGGCGUCAAGGGCUGCAUGGUAAUGGCAUGGCUGGUCUGGAGUGGGAAGCGGUCACAAGUCAAGAAAUGAUGGAUAGACAGUACUGUACAUCAUUUCCGCAUACCUACUAUCCGGCGCAGGGUAGAAACGGGCGAUAAGGCUAUCUUUGAUCUGGGUUAUCUUGGCUGAGGCUUGAGGAUGUACAUAUACCAGUCUAUCGGGCAGUGUAGAUGAAUUCGCACGCUGGCCAGCCUCGCAAACAAACACUCGACCAUCAAUUGAUCCCGUGAAUCUUUCCUCAACAAUCACCAAGACCCUUCAAUGAUGGCUCAGAGUGAAAUCACAUGGGCUUAUGUGAUGGACAGCCAACCAAAAACAAAAGAGAAGAAACACAACGUGUAUUGUAUAACCUUUCCCCUCUUCUUCUGCCUCCCUUGCCCCCCUUUGCCCAGGACAAUAAUAACAUGUCACCUCACUUCCUCUCCUUUUUUUUGUUUCAAAGAAAGCCGAUUUCCUUCUCAAGUCGGGAUUAUUUUUGAUUUUCUAGCUGAUUCUAGCUAGACAUUGUGAUUCUGCAAUACCAACUUUGGAGAAGUUGAGGACGACUGUGCCUCUUCUCAUCGUUUCUCUCCUUGAAUCGUGGCAACCACUUUCCUCGUGUGUUUCGAAGCCCGAAAUUCUAGAUACCAAAUCCCUUGCCACGUGCCAGUGUUCAAUGUACCGUCGGUGAUGGGGAUCGUCACACUCGCCCCCACCAAUGCUGAUUUUAUAUGUGCCUAUGGAUGACAGUUAGCUGUUAACUGAACAAGUCACGAACAAGGGGCGCGCCGUCUCUAUCUCUCAAGUCGGGAAGGUGUAUGAUUUGGAACGCACCGGCAUAUCAUCCAAACCUUCGGCAGAGUGUCGGUAAAGGUUACCCUUUCGAUCCUCAGGAGCAAUUCUGUCCAGGGCGUCGCUCAUGUCCUCCCUCACGUCGGAAUCCCAGUUUUCAUUCAACGACAGAGCACACGACGUGUGUUGGAUGAAGAGGUUCAGGAUACCGACUUUGUAGUCCUUGAUCUCGGGCAGAGAGGACUCGACAUGGUCGGUGAUCAGGUACGAGCCUCUGGACUUGGAGGGUAGGGUGAAGGUCUUUUGGAACCAAGAAGUAGACAUGUUGUCGUUGUUGAGGCUAUUCAAAGGACAACUGACGAUGGGCGACGAUGAUGAAGAUGAAGAAGAGGAUUGACGGGUUGUUGCUGAAAUGGCUAGGUUCAAGGCGCAGAGUGGUAGUCCGACGAGAAACUGUGGUAGACCGGGGAACAAAGCGAGUAGCAGUAUGAAGACGCAAGUGACGGUAAAGUAUUUCGAAUCGGUAAGACUCGUCGUCGUCGUCGUAGGCAUAUCGAUUAAAUAAAAAGUUGAUGUGGUUCACAUGGACAAAACUAACAUACGUCAGAAUGUCCACUUGAGGCACUCCCCACUAUAUCGCCGCUUUUUGAACAAUUUGCCGUAGAUAUACGACUUACAAACACCAAGCAGAGUCAAGGCACAGGAGACGACAUUGAAUAGCAUGAUCUUUGUCGAUAAUAUCGAU